CUGCACUUAUAUAAAUGACGGAGCACAGGCAGGGAUGUUUUGGAGUCACACGAUGGAUGGUUGCUGAACAUGUUGGAUCAGAGUGUGCCUCUGAUUGUCCUCCUACUAACUGUAUCUCCUGCCUUUCACUUGGGGAAUGGUCUUCAGCACAAAAUUGGAUACCUCGACUGGCCAGGGGAUUGCGGUGUCCCACUGUUCUCGCCCAAUGUAGUUGGAAGGAUCGUAUCUGGGAACGAGGCACGUCCACACUCAUGGCCAUGGCAGGUCUCUCUGCAGGUGCGUCCUAGAGGGAGUCGGUCCUAUAGUCACGUCUGUGGUGGGACACUCAUUCACAGUCACUGGAUCCUGACUGCAGCACAUUGCUUUCAAAAAGGGAAUGCAGUGGACACCGCUGACUGGCGUAUUGUCCUUGGGAAACACAACCUGCAUCAUUCAGAACGUAACCAGAAGAUUUAUCGUGUGAAAAAAAUUUACAGACAUGAACACUUCCGCUACCAGCUCCACAGUGAGAUUGAGAAUGACAUUGCCAUGGUCAAGUCAGCGGUGGACAUUUCACAAAGCAGCUACAUCCGAUAUGCUUGCAUGCCCAAGAAGAACAGCCAAUUGCUACCUGGUCAACAGUGUUGGACUACAGGUUGGGGUGCUACCAGAGGACAAAGGGAAAAUGUCACUUUAUCUGAAGUGCUAAACCAAGCCAGACUGCCAAUCAUUGGACAUCAGACCUGCAAAAUGAAGAAGUUCUGGGGGGAUCGAGUGCGUAACACAAUGAUUUGUGCUGGUUUUAAAGAUACAGAAGAACCUCCUGCAGCUUGCCAGGGGGACUCUGGUGGCCCACUUCUCUGUCAGCAUGGCUCGGAUAAGUGGGAGGUUCACGGUGUGGUCAGCUUUGGGCCGACUGGCUGCAUUGUUGAAAAUAAGCCCAGUGUAUUUACCAGAACCACUGCCUACUUCCCCUGGAUUGAGAAAACAAGGAUAUGGGAUUACUUCUUAGACUGAAGAUAAGGCCAAAGAU
Molecule: messenger RNA, 1012 nt
Organism: Leucoraja erinaceus (little skate)
Lineage: Eukaryota; Metazoa; Chordata; Chondrichthyes; Rajiformes; Rajidae
Exons: 6
Coding region: 70-996 (308 amino acids)
Biological process (GO): proteolysis
Molecular function (GO): serine-type endopeptidase activity
Source: RefSeq, a predicted model, not a curated record